This is a messenger RNA of Chelonus insularis, 5320 nucleotides long. It is a transcript of the gene svp, whose product is annotated as COUP transcription factor 2. Gene Ontology annotation, molecular function: RNA polymerase II cis-regulatory region sequence-specific DNA binding; zinc ion binding; nuclear receptor activity. Gene Ontology annotation, biological process: cell differentiation; regulation of transcription by RNA polymerase II; anatomical structure development. NCBI's taxonomy places the organism in Eukaryota, Metazoa, Arthropoda, Insecta, Hymenoptera, Braconidae. Bases 1055 to 2407 code for a protein of 450 amino acids. The record is from RefSeq and is a predicted model, not a curated record. The transcript is spliced from 4 exons.
GGCCUCAAGAAUAGUUGUGACUUUGUGUCGGGGAUCUUUGGCUUUUCUUACCGAUCUCUUCGAGAGCACGACCGAGAAAAAGAACAACAGACUACUCAAGACAACCCGCAAACCCUCCUAAGUUUAUCAGUCAUCAACUUGGAUCAUUUUUAAUUUUACGUCGACGCUCUUUAACGUAUCGCGAACACCUCGACGUACAGUUCCCCCGCCGUGUAGCUUAGAUUGUAAUAAAAAUAACGAGGUGGAAGGUUAACCGGGUAAAGAAAAACGAUUGACUACUGAAUUGAAUUUAUUUCAUUUAGAAAUAAAGGUCCCGUGAUUAUAAUCAUUUGAGAUUACAACAAAAGGAGAUUUAUCGAGUCAAAAAAUAAAAGUGUGUGAAUUAAUUAGCAGUGAAGUGAUUUAAUUUUUUUUACUUUGAUAGAUAAUUAUUGUAGAUCCGGUAUUUGUACUUCGAACUCUGCAUUUUAGGAUAUUAAACAAGUGUACAGUGUCUACGGACGCGCGCCCUUGUGCGCGCGCCCGAUUUUUAUUCUUCCUUUGAAAUAAGGAAGAUUACAUUCUACGAUAACAGUAUGUCGACGCGAUCAUCGACAUCAUCAUUGCUCACGACUUACCACAUUGCCAGUAACUUCAAAACACACCUACUUCAUCAUCGUCAACAUCUUUCAAGGAUAUCCUAUUCUGUUUGUGUUUAACUUACUUCAGCAUAAAAAAAACUUAAACUCUUGCAAUAAAGUGAAGUGCAAAUAAUAUAAAACAACCAAAAGUUGCCGUCGUAUUUGUAUUUUAAGAUUGACUUGGACAACGAAUAGCACGUGGCCUGGUAAGAGAUCAACGCGUUGAGCGGUUCAUUUAAACAGAAGUGCCAGAUAAGGAAGUCAGGGUGGUUCGCGGAGGGUCGGGAGGUGCGGACGCCCUGGCGACUGCCGGGGUGGUUUAUCCGCCUGCGACGGCGAGCUUGUUCCCUGGUCGUGUGCCAGCGGGACAUCAUCACCCCGAGCUCACCGGCACGUUGGAGCUGGGGUUCCCGCCACGCGGCACCACCGCCUCAAUGGCGUUGGUGGCCCCGCCACCCUCGUGGACCUCGCGGGACCCUGGAUCCACGAGCUUGGGAGGUGGUGGCGGUGGAACUAAUCAAGCUCCAGGUGGUGGUAAUCCAGGACCACUUCAAGUAUGUCCACCUCCAAUGCCACCAACACACCUUACCCCUUCGGCUACGCCUGAGGAUAUAACGUGUCUAGUACCUGUAGGUGGUGUAUUAACACCGCGGGAUCCUCUACCACCUAGCACGACCCCUGGGAGUCAAGCUAACAGCUCGCAAUCUGGCAGUUCCCAAACCGACAAAUCGCCCAAUAUUGAAUGCGUCGUUUGUGGAGACAAGAGCAGCGGCAAACACUAUGGCCAAUUUACUUGUGAAGGCUGCAAAAGUUUUUUCAAAAGGAGUGUGAGGAGGAAUUUGACGUAUUCGUGUCGAGGGAGCCGUAACUGCCCGAUAGACCAACACCAUCGGAACCAAUGUCAAUUUUGCCGGCUAAAAAAGUGCCUGAAGAUGGGCAUGCGCCGGGAAGGUAUGCAUUCGGUACAAAGAGGAAGAGUACCACCAUCGCAACCAUCUUUACCAGGUUUACCAGGUCAAUUUGGUCUGUCAAAUGGUGACGCAGUAGCUUGUGCAAGUCUGAAUGGUCAUUCGUAUCUUUCUUCCUACAUCAGUUUACUUCUCCGGGCAGAGCCUUAUCCAACGUCGCGAUAUGGUCAGUGCAUGCAACCUAACAAUAUAAUGGGCAUAGACAACAUAUGCGAACUUGCUGCAAGGCUACUAUUUUCCGCUGUCGAAUGGGCGAGAAAUAUACCGUUCUUUCCUGAUCUCCAAGUCACGGACCAGGUGGCACUUCUGAGGUUAGUCUGGAGCGAGCUAUUCGUGCUGAAUGCAAGCCAAUGCUCGAUGCCACUUCACGUGGCUCCUUUAUUAGCAGCAGCAGGUCUUCAUGCAUCCCCUAUGGCUGCAGAUCGAGUUGUUGCUUUUAUGGACCACAUAAGGAUAUUUCAAGAACAGGUGGAGAAACUGAAAGCACUUCAUGUCGACUCUGCCGAGUACAGUUGUCUCAAGGCAAUCGUCCUCUUCACGACAGAUGCCUGUGGUCUAUCAGAUGUAGCACACAUCGAGUCUCUUCAAGAAAAAUCACAAUGUGCAUUAGAGGAAUACUGCAGAACUCAAUACCCAAAUCAACCAACGAGGUUUGGAAAGCUACUACUUCGAUUGCCCUCAUUACGAACAGUAUCAUCGCAGGUAAUAGAGCAGCUAUUCUUCGUACGUCUAGUUGGCAAGACACCUAUAGAAACACUCAUCAGAGACAUGCUCUUAAGUGGCAGCAGCUUUAACUGGCCCUACAUGUCUACGAUGUGACACUCCGUAUGGCGGCAGCUAGCUUCCGCAUAAUAAUCAUACUCAUUUGUUGUUCCACUUGGCUGGAAUUGAACUUGAUGGUCUAUCGUAUUUCAAAUAGCUUUCACAGCAAUUUACAUAGUCUGUGAUUUUCUCCCUUUAUGACAAUUUUCAUGACAUGACGAAGAACCAAGAGGGAGAUUGGAAUUCGGACGCGUGCCGUAAUACUUCUUCUUCACUUUGCUCAUAGCCACAUCCAAUCUCAACAAGUCACGGGGUCGUGUGACACUCGUCUGCCUACGCAAAGGAAAGAUGAGUAUUGGAAGAAGUGCAUGAGAUGAGCAUAAAUCCAGACGAUGGAACUGGCGUCAAAGAGAGAGGUCGAACGUGCAUGGCCAUUCAAGUUACGACUUAUCCUCUAACUUGGAUAUAUACUAAAGAUCUGUCUGUAAAGAAUUCAAAGCCGUUGGAAAUAUUGUAGACAUGGUAGAACAUUUAUAAUAUGGCUCAAGUACGAAUUUUGAUGAAAAUAAAUAAAAGAAAAAUUUCAAUAAUAGAAAAACGAAAAACUAAUGAAGAAAAACUGUGUAUGAUAUUGUAAAAAAAUGUGGCAAUGUUAAAAGUUAAUUACUUAUCAAUUUUAGCAAACAAUUGUUAGUCUUUAUAUGAAUUAUUUUUUAUGUUAUUAUUAUUAUUAUUAUUAUUAUUAUUAUUAUCAUAAUUAUUAUAAUUAUUAUUGUCUAUUUUUUGAAUUUAAUAUGUAACAAACGCAUUAUUGUGAAAAUUGACUGUGAAAAAUCAUUUGGAAUUUAUUUAGAAGAAGAUAAUAACAAUAUUCAUAGACAUUCGUAUUGAAGUACGAUAAAGUGUCAAAAAGAGUUUGAUUAAAUUGAACUUGUGAGUAAGUUUUUUAGAUGAAAUUUACAAAAAUGUAUAUCACGUGGAUUUAAGCGUUCAUAAUUAACAUGCCUGGAACGCAAUUGCUCAGAUUGAUGCAUGAUUAAUAACAAUAAGAAAAAGACGUUAAAAGUAAAAGAAUACAAUAAAUGUAUUAUAAUUCCGUCGAAAGGUGUUAGUGGUCCUUUCCUUAAAGUUACUUGACAAGCCUCCUUCUUUUUUGUAUACGUAUGUAACAUACAUAAAUGUGAUGUAUAAAGACAACUUUUGUAUAAAUAAUGUAAAUAUUUAAUAUAUAAUGCAAAUGUCAAUGCGUAAAUGUAUAAAGCAUAAAAAAGCAAUACGUAUUAAAAUAUACGUAAUAUUAUGUUAUAGAUAAUAAUAUUAUUGUGUAGAAAAAGAAAAGGUAUACAUUGAGGAAACAAUUUAUUUAUUUUUAAUAAAUCUUCUCUCAGUGCAUACACAUAUAAGAAAAGCACGUAUACAAUGAUUAGGAUGAAUUAAAUGUGCGUAUGUAAAUAAAAUUGCAUUCGCCAGACACACAAAUAAAUAUAUAAUAAAUGAAAUCAAAUGAAAAUUAUAUAGCUUAUAUUAAUCAGCGUACAUGAUAUAGGUAUUAUACACAUUAAAAUGUUGAUAAUUUUAUUAAUAACACAGUAACAAUAAUACAUAAAAAAAAAAGAAAAAAUAAAAAUGUAUUUACAAAUUCGUAGUUAUUAUGGAUAAAUAAUAAUGCGACUGGUCUUCUUUGCUAAAAAGAAAUUAUUAAAUGAGAUGAUAUCCUGUUGCAAAAAGUAAUAUUCCGUUGUUUAAUUAUUUUUUUGGAUACUGAGAAAUAGUUGUAAUAAAAAAUUACAAUAAUGUAGUAAAAAAUAAUUAUCUGACUUUUUUUUUCUUUAUUAUUUAAUUUUUAUUAACAUGCUUUCAAAGUCUGCCACCAUCACCAUUCCUUCAUUACUCCAAGAGACGAAACAAAAUUGAUUUUAUCUAGUGAAAAUUUUCUUACUGAAUAAAAAUAUAUUUUUUAUUAUUUAUUGAUAAUAUAAACAAGUUGUAAUGUUUUAUUUUAUUAUUGCAUUAUUUUCUAUGUGCUAAAGACAAAAAAGUAUUCUUUAAUGCAAUAAAAAUACAAUGAAUCAGUUUAAAAUGGGAGGAUUGAAAAAAACAAUAGUUUCCCGUUUGUCACGAAGCACAGUGAGAAAUUAUUUGUGUAUCGUGUCGCGGAAUUCGUCUUCGCGUCGUCUUGAUGAAGAUUCUCUUACUCACCAAUUGUUUAUAUUAGGGUACCAAACGAUUCGUCGGUCGUGGUGGAAUUCUCGGGGGUCAGGCAACCGCGACGAAGAGAGUUCCGAGACCGAGACAAGGCAUUCGAAAAAAAAUUCUACAAAAUAAAGAAGAAUAAUAAGAAAACAACGACAAUUUAAAAAAAAAAAAAAGUGAAACCAAUGAGGAGAAGACUACUACUACCGGAGCUACGAGAAGAACUCUUCCUCUGCAGUAUCUACAUUGGUGUUUCCUUUUCUCUUUUAUAACACAACUUUGUCUUGCGUCCAAAGAAAAAGAAUACAAGACAGCAGAGUAAGAAGGAAAGAAAGAGAUCAUGAGAGAGACGCUACUGAGGAUUUCGCCAAAGGGUGAAAGCUCUUCGUGUAUCGUUGAGGAUCGUGACUGGAUUUUCUGCGGUUCUCUGCCGAACGUUCAGCAAAGACCUCGUUCCUUCGGUCCCGUGACUCCAGUGUGUAUAUGGUCCGGUUUAUCGUUGCCUCUCCAACAUGUACAGCUUUAACUGACUGUCUAUACUUCUCUCUUAUAUGUCUCUUGACUCUGUCUUUAAAAGUCCUGUAUCGUCUUGACCCCCAUGGCGUAUCCUACUCUUUGUAAUACAGGACAAUACUGCUACUCCUCCUACUUUCAGCAUCAGACACUGCUUUGGACUCAUUGCGCCCUUCUCUUUAUUCACGUAUUGAACAUUAUCGGAGCAAAUCCUGUACUUCCAAGAUAAUAAAUUGUGAAUUCUGUUCACAAAUUGUCCAGUUA